GAUCUAUUCACUUGUCGUAAGGACGUAUGUACUUAAAACUUGCAUUGCGAAACAGUUUUGCUGGAAAGAUUCCUGCAGACUAACACCAAAGGUUUGGUAAUAAUGGAAUCCAAGUCGCUGAUAAGAAUCAAACCGCACGAAUUUAUUCACGUCCUAGACCUGAAAAUCAAUAUAACUCGCCUGGAAGUGGGGCCACAGACGUUUCACCUGCAGACACAUGAGCAGGUAGUGCUUGGUCCAGUCCCUAUGAUAUGCGUCCCACCUGGUCACUACUGCUCCAUUGAAAAUCCUGUCAGGAAGUAUGUUAAAGGAGAAAAAUGUGACUUGCGCCUGGGAGAGACAGCCAUAAAGUUCCAUGGGGAACCUUUUCCUCUAUACCCAGGGGAAACAUUGCCCUUGGUACCAGAUUUUGGCCUGAAAUCUGAAGAUUAUUCUAAAGCCCUUCAAGCCAUGCCUGUUGUUCCCAGCAGUUGUGCCUUACGCCUGCGUGCAGUUCAAGAUUUUCUUGAGGAUGGAAUCCAGAUUCCAGCUGGUCAUGAGUGGUAUGUGGAAGGUCCCAUGACUUAUAUUCCACGUCCAGAAGUGGAAGUCAUCAGUCUUGUCCAACCACUGGUCAUCAAGACUGGUGAAGUGCUGCGAAUAAGAGCAGUCCAAGAUACAAGGGACCAAGAUGGAAACAACCGUGUCACUGGAGAGGAAUGGCUAGUGACUGAACCUGGUGCUUACCUGCCUGGAGUCUGGGAAGAGGUGGUCGGGAUCGAGAAGAAAGAGACACUUAUAGAUACCGGCCUUUACCUGCAAGCAGUGCAAAAUCUGACAGACAGUGCAGGUGUUAACAGGUGCUCUGGAGACGAGUGGCUUGUGACAGGAGAAGAUGUUGAAGAAUACACUCCACAAGUGGGCAUCGUGGUAUCUAACCAUGUCAGAAAGAUUGUAAUUAAAAAGGACCAGUAUGCUGUCAUUAUCAACCCAGUUGGGCCUGAUGGCAAAAAUGCACUUGGCAGGCGAGAGCUUAGAAAAGGAUUGUGUAGCUUUUUCUUGCACCCAGGAGAGAUUUUGGAAGAUGGAAAAGUUCAAAAUGCUUAUUUGCUCACAGAAGAUGAGUCAAUGGUAUUGCAAGCUUGGGAAGAAUUUAAAGACACCAUGUUUAAUGACAGAAAAAGGAAACCAGGUGAAAGGUGGAUGAUAUUGGGUCCAUUAUUAUAUAUUCCUCCUACCUCUGUCAAAAUUAUAAAGAGAAGUAAGACCAUACCACUGAGCAAGAAUGAAGGCAUUUACAUUCAAAAUACUCAAACAGGCAAGGUCAGGGCAGUUAUGGGACCUACUGCCUACAUGCUGACAGAGUUCGAAGAACUCUGGGAAAAGGAGCUGCCAGAAGACACUGAGAGGCUGCUCAGACAAGGGGGAGGUGAAGGAUCUGCUGACAUUCGGAAAGUUGCCUACUUUGAACAGUCAAUUGAUCCUGCCAUCUUAAAGGGUAGAGACAAAACAAGGGUUGUGACAUAUCGAUGUCCUGGAAACACAGCAGUCCAAGUAAACAACUUCCAGCAGAAGACAGCUCGUGUUGUUUUUGGACCAGACUUGGUAGUCCUAGAACCAGAAGAAAGCUUUCAAGUGCUUAGUUUAAGUGGUGGGAAACCAAAGGUUGAGAACUCCCUGAAGUCACUAUGUUUGAUGCUGGGUCCUGACUUUAUCACAGAUAUUUUGGAGGUUGAAACGUCAGAUCAUGCUAGACUGCAUGUGCAAGUGGCUUUCAAUAACCAUUUUGAGGUUGACAAGAAUGAUCCAGAAAGUGCGAAGAAAAUAUUUUCUGUUCCUGAUUUCAUUGGCUUUGUCUGCAGACAGAUAGGGAGCCACAUACGAGGUGCUGUAGCUCUGACGCCAUUUGACGAUUUUCAUCGUCACUCAUCUACUGUCAUACAGACGGCUGUUUUUGGAAAGGAUGCCAAUGGACAGCUGAACACAUAUCUUAAAUUUGAUGUAAAUAAUCUGGUUAUUUCCAGUAUUGAUAUUCAGAACAUUGAGCCUGUGGACACAAAGAUGCGUGACAGUCUGAGCAAGUCGGUACAAAUGGCUAUUGAGAUUUCCACCAGGUCUGUAGAAGCAGCAGCAGAGCAUGAAGCCAAACGCAGGGAACAGAUAGCACAGGGUCAGCUGGAACAGCAAAGGCUGGCCAAUGAAGUAGAAGCAGAGAAAGAACGUGCCAAACUUUAUGAACUCCGUGCUCUGGCAGCAGCUGUAGAGUCUACAGGUCAGGCCACAGCAGAGGCUCAAGCACAGGCAGAGAAAACCAUUAUAGAGUGCCAGAGUGAAAUUGAAACUGUGAAGCUCAGAACAAGGGCAGAAGAAAUAGAGCAUUAUGCCAAGCUGGAAAUUGAAUCUUUGAUGCGGACACAAGAGAUUGAUUACAAGCAGAAGCUGACAAAGUUAGAGAUAAGCAAGGAGAAAACGUCUGCAGACAUUGAGGUGGACAAAUUUGCUAAGAUGGUGCACUGCCUUGGAACAGAGACUAUUACCUCAAUGGCAACAGGUGGCCAGCAGUGCAAGGUUCGUCUUCUGCAAGCAUUGGGUUUGGAAGCCACACUUUUCACAAAUGGCAUGAAUCCAAUCAACCUUUUUACUACAGCCUCUGGUCUGGUGGGUGACACAUCUGCUGAGUAGCAC
This is a messenger RNA of Pomacea canaliculata, 2664 nucleotides long. Its product is annotated as major vault protein-like. Lineage: Eukaryota; Metazoa; Mollusca; Gastropoda; Architaenioglossa; Ampullariidae. The record is from RefSeq and is a predicted model, not a curated record. Gene Ontology annotation, cellular component: cytoplasm; nucleus.